GAAACGGCAGAAACUUGAAGAAAAGAAUGCAGACACGAAAAAUUACUUAAACCACAACUUAACGUCACAUACUCCUCCCUCUUAAAACUCUCACCAGGAACAGACUCAUUAUUUCUCCUUUCUGUCGUUCUCUCUUCUGUCUUUACUAAAGAAAACAAAGAAUCAGUGAAGAACAAAGAGAAACACUUUAAGGAUUUUUGGAACGUUUGUUUAUGAACAGACAGCAGAUCUUUGUGAUUCAUUUUUAAAACCGUCGUUCAGAAAGUGAAAGUAAAGUUUCGACUGCUGGAGCUCAAACUGUAAAAAUGGAUUCACUAUCUGUAGAAGAGCUUUCUUGUCCUGUGUGCUGUGAAAUCUUCAAGAAUCCUGUUGUUUUAUCAUGUAGUCACAGUGUCUGUAAAGAGUGUCUUCAACAGUUUUGGAGAACCAAGAAAACUCAGGAGUGUCCUGUCUGCAGGAGAAGAUCCUCAAAAACUGAACCUCCUUCUAAUCUCGUGUUAAAAAGCUUGUGUGAGUCAUUCCUGGCGAGAUCAGGAUCUGAGGAGAUCUGCAGUUUACACAGUGAGAAACUCAAACUCUUCUGUCUGGAGGACAAACAGCCAGUGUGUUUAGUGUGCAGAGAUUUGAAACAACACGACAAUCAUAAAUUCAGACCCACCAGUGAAGUGGUUUCAUCAUAUAAGGGGGAGCUCAAUACAGCACUGAAAUCAUUAAAGACGAAACUUCAAUACAACAAAAACAUUAAAGGAGAGUUUAAGAAAACAGUUCAACACAUCAAGUCUCAAGCUGAGCACACAGAGCUCAGAUUAAACAGCAGUUUGAGAAGCUUCAUCAGUUUCUCAGAGAUGAAGAAGAAGCUACAAUCACUGCACUGAGGAAGGAAGAGGAGCAGAAGAAGCAGAUGAUGAAGGAGAAGCUGGAGGAGAUCAACAGACACAUCUCAGCUCUUUCACACACAAUCAAAGACACGGAGGAGAUGAUGAAAGCCAGUGAUGUCUGCUUUCUAAAGGAGUUUCCAGUCUCAAUGGAAAGAGUCCAGAUCUCACAGCCGGAUCCACAGACGCCUUCUGGAGCUUUGAUUCAUGUGCCACGUUACUUGGGCAACCUGCCGUUCAGAGUCUGGAAGAAGAUGCAGGACAUCGUCCAGAACACUCCUGUGAUUCUGGAUCCAAACACUGCAAAUCCACAUCUCGUCAUGUCUGAUGAUCUGACCAGUGUGAGAUUCAGAGAGAUCAAUCAACCUGUUCCUGAUAAUCCGGAGAGAUUUAACUAUUAUCGCUGUGUUUUGGGUUCAGAGGGUUUUAACUCAGGAACACACUGCUGGGAUGUGGAGGUUAAAGAGAGUUCAUGGUGGAGACUUGGAGUAACUACAGCAUCAAACCAGAGGAAGGGACGGGAUUUCUGUAAGACUGAUGUCUGGUGUGUGUGGUACGGAUGGUCUCCAGGUUCUGGUUUUGGUGUUAAACAGAAUCUUGAUCGUGUGAGAGUGAAUCUGGACUAUGACAGAGGAACGGUGUCAUUCUCUGAUCCUGUAACUAACACACAUCUACACACAUUCACAACCACCUUCACUCACACACUCACACCAUUCUUCUGGUUUUCUUCCUCUCUGAGGAUCUUAGUGAUCAAUAGUCAGUAAUCGUUACUCCUGUAGGUCUGGAUCUUCCUGCUUUCAUCUUUCAUUAUGAUUCAAUACACAGCAAGUGCCUAGCAACCACUCAAAUCACCCUAGCAACAAUCCAGAGUACUCUAGUAACUGCAUAGCAACACUCUAGCAACUACUUAGCAACCAUCAGAACACCCUAGCAACUGCAUAGCAACACCCUCACUAGAAAUCUGUGUGUUUGUGUGUCUAAGAGAAAUUAACUAUUAAUAACAAGCAUAAUAAUAAUAAUAAUAAUAAUAAUAUAGAUAAUACAGAUCUACACAGGCUUUCAGAGCUUCUUUAAAGUGAAUUACAACAGCAAUCUUCUGUGAGUCAUGUGUGCUUGAAGAUGUUUAUGAUUGACUGUGAUCCACUGGGACGUCCCUCUCUACACAUGAAGAUCAAUAAAAAUACAUUUGAAGAAAAAUAUUCUUUUAGUUAUUCUGUUUGGUUUUAUAAGUUAAUUUGUAUGAUUUGGUUAACAUGUUUAUGUAGCCUGUCAUUGAGAAGAGGGGAAGGUAAAGCAAUGAGUCAAGUAUUUUUGACAAUAAUUAUGUCCAACACAAUUCCAGUCAAAAUAUGAGAUUAUAAGAAACUAUAGUCGUGCUGUUAACUAUAACAUAUCCAACAUGUAUCCGCCUACUGACAAAAACUUGACACUGUGGAUGAGCAGAGAUGUUGGUCUCUUGAAGGACUCUUAUUCACUACACUUUCUCUAAAAUAAGCCAGCAAUUAAAA
Messenger RNA from Labeo rohita (rohu), 2383 nucleotides. RefSeq names its product nuclear factor 7, ovary. Lineage: Eukaryota; Metazoa; Chordata; Actinopteri; Cypriniformes; Cyprinidae. The record is from RefSeq and is a predicted model, not a curated record. Gene Ontology annotation, molecular function: protein binding. The coding region runs from base 902 to 1639 and encodes 245 amino acids. The transcript has 6 exons.